AUGCCUACACGGUUGACCAAGACUCGCAAGCACCGUGGCCACGUCUCGGCCGGCCAUGGACGUGUAGGCAAGCACCGAAAACACCCUGGAGGUCGUGGUCUCGCUGGUGGCCAGCACCACCACCGUACCAACUUCGAUAAGUACCACCCUGGUUACUUCGGUAAGGUCGGUAUGCGCCACUUCCACUUGACACGCAACAUGCAUUGGUGUCCCAUCAUCAACGUCGACAAGCUCUGGACACUUGUCCCUGCAGAAGAGAAAGAGGGCUUGACGGAAGACUCAGAGGUUGUACCAGUAAUUGACACCCUCCGUCAUGGUUACGGCAAGGUUUUGGGCAACGGACAACUGCCCAAGCUCCCUGUUAUCGUGAAAGCGCGAUUUGUGUCGAAGAAAGCAGAAGCAAAAAUCAAGGAGGCGGGUGGUGUUGUGAAGCUUAUUGCGUGA
Molecule: messenger RNA, 444 nt
Organism: Fibroporia radiculosa
Lineage: Eukaryota; Fungi; Basidiomycota; Agaricomycetes; Polyporales; Fibroporiaceae
Exons: 4
Coding region: 1-444 (147 amino acids)
Biological process (GO): translation
Cellular component (GO): ribosome; cytosolic large ribosomal subunit
Molecular function (GO): structural constituent of ribosome
Source: RefSeq, a predicted model, not a curated record